AUGGCCUCUGAACGGGAUGGAUCCAACUCUACCAGAAAUCUGACGAACCAGUUUGUGCAGCCGGCGUGGCGCAUCGCGCUGUGGUCGGUUGCGUACAGCUAUGUGCUCUCUGUGGCUGUUUUCGGGAACUUGAUAGUGAUUUGGAUUAUUCUGGCUCACAAGCGGAUGAGGACCGUGACCAACUAUUUCCUGCUCAAUUUGGCUUUUUCUGAUGUUUCGAUGGCUGCUUUCAACACGCUCAUCAACUUCAUCUACGCGGCUCACGGAGAGUGGUACUUUGGAGAAGUGUACUGCAGGUUUCACAACUUCUUCCCGGUGACUGCGGUGUUCUCCAGCAUCUACUCCAUGACUGCCAUCGCUAUGGACAGAUACGUGGCCAUCAUCCAUCCACUGAAGCCUCGUCUGUCAGCGAAAGCCACAAUGGGAAUUAUUGUGUGUAUCUGGAGUCUGGCUGUGAUUCUGGCCUUCCCUCUCUGCUAUUUCUCCACAACCCGAGCCCUGCCCCACAGGACCCUCUGCUACGUGGCCUGGCCCCGUAUGGCCGAUGACUCCUUUAAGUAUCAUAUCAUAGUGACAGUUCUGGUAUAUGUGCUGCCUUUAGUGGUGAUGGGCAUCACUUAUACAAUCAUAGGUGUGACACUGUGGGGAGGGGAAAUCCCAGGAGACUCAUCUGAUAAGUAUCAUGGACAACUCCGGGCUAAGAGGAAGGUGGUGAAGAUGAUGAUCAUUGUAGUGGUGACCUUUGCCCUCUGCUGGCUGCCCUAUCAUGUCUACUUCAUUGUGACGGGACUUAACAAGCGUCUGAGCAAGUGGAAGUACAUCCAGCAGGUCUACCUGUCGGUGCUGUGGCUGGCCAUGAGCUCCACCAUGUACAACCCCAUCAUCUACUGCUGCCUCAACAGCAGGUUCCGGGCUGGCUUCAAGCGGGUUUUCUGCUGGUGUCCGUUUAUCCGAGUGUCGACGUACGAUGAGCUGGAGCUCAAAAACACAAGACUCCGUCCAGAUCGCCAGAGCAGCAUGUGCACCCUCUCUCGGGUUGACACCAGCAUUCUCAGCAAAGACAAGAGUACUCACAGGUCAAGGUUCAACUCCGAGUCCAUUAAUAAAGACAGUUGUCAACAGUAG
Scomber japonicus (chub mackerel) is the source of this 1125-nucleotide messenger RNA. RefSeq names its product tachykinin receptor 3-like (gene tacr3l). Bases 1 to 1125 code for a protein of 374 amino acids. NCBI's taxonomy places the organism in Eukaryota, Metazoa, Chordata, Actinopteri, Scombriformes, Scombridae. The record is from RefSeq and is a predicted model, not a curated record. Gene Ontology annotation, biological process: positive regulation of flagellated sperm motility; G protein-coupled receptor signaling pathway. Gene Ontology annotation, cellular component: plasma membrane; sperm midpiece. Gene Ontology annotation, molecular function: tachykinin receptor activity. The transcript is spliced from 5 exons.